AUUAAGGAAAAGAAAGCAGGCACCUGUACAACUGGAGUAGAGGUAGAGAGACAUUUGCUAGUGAAGCGUGGAGCAAAAACAAACAAACAACAACAGCAAAAAGAGCAACAACCAAAAAAAACAAAAACCUUAGUAGUACUGUAUGACAAUAAGGAACAAGAAGGACAGAAGGGUGAGUAAAUCUGGAACCAGAGGAUUAGAGGAAUUUCAAAAGGAUUUAAAUUUACCUGUUGUAGCCUUAAUAAAAAAGCACCCAAUUUCCCAUCUAUCUUAAUCAUCUAAUACCAAGCUGUAGUUAUCUGAUCAAAAUGGCUACCAAUGGAAUAAGCAAAUCUUUAAAGCUCCAAUUUGGGCUCAUCAACUAUGAUAACCGCUACCUCACAGCUGAGACUUUUGGCUUCAAGGUAAAUGCAUCUGGUACAAGUAUGAAGAAAAAACAACUCUGGAGCCUGGAACAGGAUGACCAGGAUGGACAGGUGGUUUUCCUUCGCAGUCACCUUGGCCGUUACUUAUCCACAGAUAAAGAUGGCAAAGUGAAUUGUGCAACUGAGGUUCCAGAAUCUGACUGUCGCUUUUUGAUUGUAGCUCAGUCAGAUGGCCGCUGGGCCUUGCAGUCAGAGCCUUAUCUGCGAUACUUUGGAGGCACAGAAGAUUUUCUGACCUGUUUUAGCCAGACCAUUGGAGAAACUGAGUUGUGGACCAUCCACUUGGCCCUCCACCCACAGGUUAACAUGUUGAGCAUAGCGCGCAAACGCUAUGCACACUUGUCUGAUUCAAAGAGUGAGAUUUCUUUUGACAGUGAUAUCCCAUGGGGUGUGGAUUCCCUGAUUACCCUGGUCUUCAAGGAAGGAAAGUACAGUGUGAAAACAUGUGACAACCGCUUUCUCAGUAGCAAUGGAAAGCUAGUAGAUGAUUAUGGUCCUGAAACAGCUUUUACAUUGGAUCUCAGGUCUGGUAAGCUGGCUUUCAAAGAUAAUGAGGGAAAGUACCUAGCCCCAGUGGGUCCUUCAGGCACCUUGAAGUCUGGGAGAUGUACAAAGCCGGGUAAAGAUGAGCUUUUUGAUCUGGAGGAGAGUCAUCCUCAAGUGGUUUUCCUGGCAGCCAACAAAAGAUACCUAUCUGUCCGUCAAGGUGUCAGCAUCUCAGCCAAUCAGGAUGAGGAAACAGAUCAGGAGACAUUUCAGAUGGAACUUGACCAAAAGACUAAGAAAUGCAUGUUCAGAACUAAUUCGGGGAAUUAUUGGACACUCGUCAUUCAUGCAGGCAUCCAUACUACAGCCACAGAAAUUGAGCCCAACACAAUGUUCGACAUAGCAUGGCUUGGUGGAAGAGUGGCUCUGAAAGCUAUUAAUGGAAAAUAUGUCUGCAACAGAAAAAAUGGACAGCUUGCUGCAGUCAGCGAUACAGUGGGUGAGUGUAAUAAGAUAAUAGGUCAGCUACCUGACUUAUUAACUCAUUCAAAUUGCUGCUAUCAAACCUAUAAAAAAGAACAAAGGAUAAGCUUUCACUCUUCUUGUGUACCUUUAGGCAGUGAUGAGCAGUUCUUGUUGAAGUUGAUCAACCGUCCAAUCCUAAUCUUGCGUGGGGUGAAUGGCUUUGUUUGCCACCAUAAGAGCUCCAAUACACUGGACGUCAACCGCUCUAUUUAUGACAUCUUCUCAUUGCUCUACAACGAUGGUGCAUAUCACAUACAAUGUGGAAGUGGAAAGUUCUGGUAUGUCACUAGCAGUGACUUGGUGUGUGCAGAUGGUGAAGAGCCAGAGAACUUCUUUCUAGAGUUUCUGGAGCAUGGAAAAAUGGCCAUCAAGAGCAAAAAUAACAAAUAUCUGCGUGCUGACCAAGGAGGCACUCUCAAGUGUGACGUCACUACUAUGGACAGCUCCUGUCUCUGGGAGUACUGAGUCUUUUAAUGAAGCUUCACUAAUACACCAAGUUGUAGUAGCAACAGAGCCACACAGACUGAUGAAUAAGGAAAAGUCAUUUGCUGUUAAUGGCUGACAUAUUUUAUUAAUUUCUUUUAUCUGUUAAAUACUGUCAAUGUCGAGGACUCAAGUCUGUCUGUAGUGCUGUCAUUAUCUUAUAUUAUACAUUGUUAUUAUUUAGCUUAACGAGCACCAUAAGUAGUUCCCGAUACUGAUAUUUCAUUUUUGGUGUUUCCAUUUCACAUUAACCUGCCUUUGAUAUUUAUAUGUAUAUAAAAUACUUAAAAGGUAAUAUAAUGCUCUCAGAGUGUUGUUGCUGUGUCCUCUCAAUAGGGCCUUAAAAAGUCCUAGAAAUCCUUCUUAUUUGACCCUUCACUGCUUAAAUCAUCUAAGGGUCCUUUUUUUGGGUGGCUGUGAGUGUUUGCUGAGCUAGUAGUCUACAUGGUAACAUGUUGGACAUAGUAUGAAUUUAACUUUUUGCACCUGCUUCAUUAAAAUGCUCAUUUCAUUUGAUUAAAUUUGUACUGUUUCUUUCUUAUGAUGAAGGCCAAGUGAGGUUCAUUUCAGUUGUGAUUAAGAUAAUAAUUGCCAUACUUCACAUUGAGUAUGUCAUUUGCCAUUUAAAGCAAAUAA
Ictalurus punctatus (channel catfish) is the source of this 2555-nucleotide messenger RNA. RefSeq names its product fascin actin-bundling protein 2a, retinal (gene fscn2a). Gene Ontology annotation, cellular component: cytoplasm; actin cytoskeleton. The transcript has 4 exons. The coding region runs from base 309 to 1901 and encodes 530 amino acids. Gene Ontology annotation, molecular function: actin filament binding; protein-macromolecule adaptor activity. Gene Ontology annotation, biological process: establishment or maintenance of cell polarity; cell migration; actin filament bundle assembly. The record is from RefSeq and is a predicted model, not a curated record. NCBI's taxonomy places the organism in Eukaryota, Metazoa, Chordata, Actinopteri, Siluriformes, Ictaluridae.